UAUUAGGUAAAUAAUUAUUUACAAAAUUAUGACUACGCCUAACCUGAAGGCUAAUAAUAUUUUAAAUUCCCUUAUAAGGAAUUAUUUCAAAGGAUCAUUAAUAUUUUCUCUACAGCCUGAAGAUGCAGAACUCAUGACAUGGACAAACCAAAGAGCGUUUCUUGAUUCAACAGUUCACAGUGAAUUAUUAAAACGCUACCCAGUUAAAAACGAGUUCUCAAAACUCUUUUUCAAGAAACUGAUCAGUUUUAUUGAACCCUAUCAAGAAGUUCACGACGAUGUUUACGAAUUCUUAUGCUUAUCGAUGAAAAGUGAAAGCUCAGACAUGUUUUGCUACCGUCACUAUGUUAUUGGCCAUAGCCUGGGAAAUAUUAUUACAAUAAAGGAAACUAAUAACAUGGUUGUGAAUGGGACCACUGGGAUGCGAACUUGGGAGGCUGCUCUGAUGCUAGCAGAUUGGGCGCUAUGCAAUGAAGAUAUAUUUUUAAAUAAAAAAGUAUUAGAACUUGGUUCUGGAGUGGGUUUUACUGGGAUCACCAUAGCAAAACAUUGUGGAAUUAAGUCUAUAGUUUUAACUGAUUGUCAUGAUGAUGUGUUUAAGGCAAUAAGGGAAAAUAUUCUUAUUAAUUUUCCUGGUUCCAAUGAUACAAAUAAAAACGAGUUGUCUGAUUCACAGAGGAAUUGUCAGUCAAAUAUAGAUGUCAUGAUGUUGGAUUGGAAUGAUGACAAUGAAAUACCUAGUCACUUGGUGCCAGAUAUUGUAAUUGGAGCAGACAUAGUAUAUGAUCCUUCAAUUCUACAACCACUUUGUAAUGUAUUACGAAAGUUGUUUGACAAGAAUGUUGAAUUAGAAGUAUACAUCGCUAGCGUUAUACGCAAUGAGGACACUUUUAAUGAGUUUCUAAGAACAUUGGAGAAUAAUGAGUUAACGUUUUGUACAAUUUCACUGGAGUGCAGCAAAUUAAUUGAUUGGAACUACAACAGUAAACAGAGGUGUUUAUUAAAAAUAAUAAGAAAUAAAAUCAUUGCACUAUAUUAA
Molecule: messenger RNA, 1039 nt
Organism: Cydia amplana
Lineage: Eukaryota; Metazoa; Arthropoda; Insecta; Lepidoptera; Tortricidae
Product: protein-lysine N-methyltransferase EEF2KMT
Exons: 6
Coding region: 29-1039 (336 amino acids)
Source: RefSeq, a predicted model, not a curated record